Molecule: messenger RNA, 378 nt
Organism: Symbiodinium sp. CCMP2592
Lineage: Eukaryota; Dinophyceae; Suessiales; Symbiodiniaceae
Source: the annotation of a GenBank genome assembly
AUGCUUCCGGCAUCAUCGGCUACAGGCCGAAUGCCGAGAGAAGAGUGCAGAGACAACACCUCGGUCUUCAUGAGGCGGUCACGCACCCGCAGCACACAUGCUCUGCUUUCCUCGGUGCCGGCUUGGCUUCUCGUCGUCUCCCGUCUCUUUCAAGGCCCGGAUGGCAGCGACACACAGCUGAUCGAAUUUGCACACGCUUUUCUCUUGCAGUCGUUUGCCGUAGCGUCCGAACCAAGGGCUUGCCCCGCCUGUCCACGCAGCAUGAGCGCGGCAGUCCUAGGAUUACGCCUUGUUGGCGGAGAAGCAUGCCAGCUCUUCGUGUGCUGCGCUGCCGCCCAACUGCCGGGAUCAUCAGCAGCAGUCCGAAUGCUAAGAUAA